GAUGCCAUGUGGGGCGCCAGGGCCCAGCAAUCGGGCCUGGGUGGGUAUGGGGCCGGCCUGCUGGCUGCUCUGCUUGGACUGAGCUUCCUGUCCCAGCAUGCCCAGGCCGCAGAACCCACCAGUGACACCAGCGCUGAGAAUAACACCCAGACCAUGAAGUCCACUCCAUCCCUGUCAGAGGUAUGUGGCAAGACCAAAUUCCAAGGGAAGAUCUACGGCGGUAAUAUUGCCAAGGCUGAGCGGUGGCCGUGGCAGGCCAGUCUGCGCUUAUAUGGCAGGCACAUCUGUGGAGCGGUUCUCAUCGACAAAAACUGGGUAGCUAGCGCUGCCCACUGCUUCCAAAGGUCUCGAAACCCAAGGGACUACAAGAUCAGACUAGGGUACACCGAUAUGAACAAUCCCACCAGGUAUAGCAGGGAGAUGUCAGUGCAGACGGUCAUCGUUCACAAGGACUACGACAGAUUCCACCGCCAAGGAAGUGACAUCGUCCUCCUGCAGCUGCGUUCCUCUGUGGAGUACAGCUCCCACAUCCUCCCAGCCUGUCUCCCUGAGAAAAACAUGAACAUUCCCGACGAUAAGGCCUGCUGGAUAAGUGGCUGGGGGCAUCUCAGAGAGGAUGUGCGACUUCCUUUGCCUAGUAAGCUGUAUGAAGCCAAGCUCAUCCUCAUGACCAAUGACCAGUGUAAAGGAUUUUUCCCACCGCCAUCUCCGGGAUCUCAUAGAGAGUACUACAUAUAUGACGACAUGGUGUGUGCUGCUGACUACAACAUGACAAAAUCCAUCUGUGCAGGAGAUUCUGGGGGCCCCCUCGUCUGUUUACUAGAAGGCUCCUGGUACCUGAUAGGGCUGACCAGCUGGAGCGCCACAUGUGAAGACCCACUCGCCACCCCCAGUGUCUUCGCCAGGGUCUCCUACUUUGACAAGUGGAUUAAAGAUAACAAGAAAACAUCAUCCAACUCAAAACCAGGACAGUCCAAUCGCCCCCCUCACAAUCAGAGACCCCCGAAAAAUCCAGAACCCCCUGGGAAUGAAAAUCCUGAGGACAAUAACAAUGCUGUCAUCAAGCUGACGGUCUGCACAGCCCUGCUGCUCUCCCAGGUCCUCCUGCAACAGUUGAUUUAGCUCAGAGAUCUGUGACAGAGUCACAGGACCUUGGACAGUCAGUAUAUCCUGUGAGCCACCUCACUGAACACUGUCCCCCCGUCUCCAUCUGUGGGCUCCCCUGUCCAUCUGAGGCCACACUUGCCCUGGGUCAGGCAAAACAAAGAAUGAACAAUAAAACCAAAA
Grammomys surdaster is the source of this 1287-nucleotide messenger RNA. Its product is annotated as serine protease 40-like. Bases 7 to 1122 code for a protein of 371 amino acids. The record is from RefSeq and is a predicted model, not a curated record. Gene Ontology annotation, molecular function: serine-type endopeptidase activity. NCBI's taxonomy places the organism in Eukaryota, Metazoa, Chordata, Mammalia, Rodentia, Muridae. The transcript is spliced from 5 exons. Gene Ontology annotation, biological process: proteolysis.